This is a messenger RNA of Mesorhabditis belari, 234 nucleotides long. The record is from the annotation of a GenBank genome assembly. NCBI's taxonomy places the organism in Eukaryota, Metazoa, Nematoda, Chromadorea, Rhabditida, Rhabditidae.
AUGCACGCUUUCCUCACUGUCUGGUCCGAGAAUGAUGACGGCUCAUGGUCGAUCUUUUGCGAGAAUCAUCCGGUGAUGAAAUGCGGGAAGAUCUUGAUAAGCAAGAACAUUCUCUGUCGACAAGAGUUUCUCCAUACACAUGGUCCAUGGUGGUUGAAUCAAGUGGUUGAUCGAGAGGAUGAGGCUGGUCGAGUUGUUGUCUACAAUCGAACCACGAAAAACAUUUGGGUUAGU